AUGGAAAUUACUUUCAACGAUACCAUCCGAGAGAACAUAAUUCUUCAGUACCGGGUGCUCAAAACCGUGGUUAAGACAAUUCCUGAAGAGGUACAUAUUUAUAACAUUUCAAUCACAUCCACCCCAGAUUCUGGUUUGUCCCCCAUGAUCAAUGCUUUUGAGAUCUAUAGGGUACUGCCCCAGCCGAAUUCACCAACUCGAGAAGGGGAUGUGGAUGUUAUGCAGAUUGUGAAACAUGCAUAUGACAUCACCAGAAAUUGGCAAGGAGAUCCAUGCAUGCCAACCAGUUAUAGUUGGGAAGGUCUGACUUGUAAUUACAUUGACAACAUCCCAUCGGUCACUUCAUUGAACUUGAGCUCAAGCAAAUUGAGUGGAGAGGUAAUUACUUCAUUUUCCGACCUCACAUCGUUGGAGUCCCUGGAUUUGUCCAACAAUCAAUUGAUGGGAGAAAUACCUGAAGUUUUAGCAAAACUACCCAAGUUAAAACUACUUAAUUUGUCAGGGAACAAUCUAAGUGGUUCAAUUCCAAAGGCUCUUAGGGAGAAGAACGGCACUUCGUUGAUAUUGAGUUUGGAUCGAAAUCCAAGUCCCUGUCAGAUCGGUGCUUGCAAAACCAAAACAAAGAAGCCCGUUAUACCACUUAUUGCAUCUGUAGUAGCUUCUGCAGCAGUCCUCGUAAUAGUAGUCUGCAUUUCUGUGAAGUUUUGCAAACAUAAAAGGGGAAAACAAAGUGAUAUGAAAGGCAUCCCGGUGAAGAUUUCUUCAUUUAGAAAAGACGGGAGUCUAAAAUCCAAAAAUCGUGCAUUUAGUCACUUGGAAGUUCUUAGCAUUACCAAUGACUUUGAAACCGUAAUUGGAGAAGGGGGAUUUGGAAAAGUGUACCUUGGAACACUACAAGAUGAUACACAAGUUGCAGUCAAGUUACUCUCAAAGUCAUCACAACAAGGGUUUAAGGAAUUUCAGUCAGAGGCAGAACUUUUGAUGGUUGUUCAUCAUAGGAACUUGAUUUCUCUUGUUGGCUAUUGUGACGAUGGUGACACGAAGGCAUUACUUUAUGAAUACAUGAUUGAAGGAAAUCUCCGACAGAAAUUAUCAGGAUUGGACUAUUUACAUAAUGGUUGUAAGCCAGCAAUAAUCCAUAGAGACUUAAAAACUUCCAACAUCUUACUAAGUAUACACAUGCAAGCCAAGAUUGCUGAUUUUGGAUUGUCCAGAGCUUUUGGCAAUGAUACUAACACUCAUAUAUCAACUCGCCCAGCUGGCACAUAUGGCUAUUUAGACCCUGGGUUCCAUAGAUCUGGAAAUUUGAACAAGAAAAGCGAUGUUUACAGUUUUGGGAUAAUUCUGCUUGAGCUAAUGACUGGACAGCGAGCAAUAACUGAAACGUCUGACGGGGCACGACACAUAUCUGAUUGGGUAAAUCCAAAGCUUGAGACUGGGGAUAUCCAAGCCAUUGUGGGUCCAAGAGUAGAAGGAAAAUUCAGUCGUGCUUCAGCAUGGAAGUUUCUAGAGAUAGCCAUGUCUUGCAUUACACCAGCACCAAUCCAAAGACCUGAUAUAAAUUCUGUUGUAUUUGAUCUCAAGCAAUGUGUGGCUAUGGAAGCAUCACUGGAAACAAGUAUUCUCUGUCUGGAUCAUACUCUCCUCCAUCUGCUAGGUAGGGUUGUUUGUAGCUGCAUGCAUGGUCUUUCUCUGAAUUGA
Messenger RNA from Neltuma alba, 1701 nucleotides. Its product is annotated as receptor-like protein kinase At3g21340. Bases 1 to 1701 code for a protein of 566 amino acids. Gene Ontology annotation, biological process: protein phosphorylation. Gene Ontology annotation, molecular function: ATP binding; protein kinase activity; protein binding. The record is from RefSeq and is a predicted model, not a curated record. The transcript is spliced from 10 exons. NCBI's taxonomy places the organism in Eukaryota, Viridiplantae, Streptophyta, Magnoliopsida, Fabales, Fabaceae.